Messenger RNA from Pollicipes pollicipes, 2079 nucleotides. Its product is annotated as complex I intermediate-associated protein 30, mitochondrial. Gene Ontology annotation, biological process: mitochondrial electron transport, NADH to ubiquinone; mitochondrial respiratory chain complex I assembly. The transcript is spliced from 5 exons. The record is from RefSeq and is a predicted model, not a curated record. The coding region runs from base 633 to 1538 and encodes 301 amino acids. Gene Ontology annotation, cellular component: mitochondrion. Lineage: Eukaryota; Metazoa; Arthropoda; Thecostraca; Pollicipedomorpha; Pollicipedidae.
AGUGUUUUAUGGUGCCAGGUGUGUGAAGUUUGUUUGCGUCGUUUAUCUGCUCAGCUGUUGCGAUUUGUAUCUUGUGCUAAGAGCAAGAAUGACUUUGUUAUGAGUGGUAUGAGAUGUCACUAUGCAGAAAGAUUAAAGACAAUAGUUGUGUUGUGAUAAUCUUUUACCCACAUUUCUGUGGUAUUCCAGCUAAAAAGAUUUGGGGGGGGGGGGCAAGCCAAGAUUGGCCAGGCCCAACUCAACAUCGGGGGGCCAGGGCCCUCACAAAAGAAUACAAAUCAACACCUGUGCUGAGCCCUGCAUGUUCUGGGUUUUACAUGGUAUGACUGACUGUAUCGGCUGUGAUACACAAUAUAGAACAAAUCUUGAGUGAGUUGUUUUGUCCAGAGAAAAUACCAAGCGAAGCUAGUUGCAUGCACCCUGAACCAGACAGUGCUGGCCUGUCUGGUGCUUGUGCCUGAAACCCCAAAGAAACUGAGAGUCCAAUCCGGGGAUCUCAUUAACCUGGAACCCUACAGCAUCCUUCAUCUACCCUUUGGAAUCAGGCACACAUCUGCCCUGGAGCCCCAACCCCAGUAAUACCUUCGUCAGGGUCUUCUGUUCAUCCCUAUGCCCACUGUAGCUCUGCAGACAUGAGUCUUCUAGGGAAACGUGCCGCUGCUGGCCGAAAGCUAUGCAGUCUUGUAUUCACGGGUUGCCAGGAAAUGCUCGUCAGGCAACUGAGGACGACUGUGCCAGUUUUUAAAUUCUGGGAGAGAGAUAUCAAAGCAGAAUAUGGAAGGGAGAGGAAGACACUUCCUGACAAACAGAUGGUAGUUGAUGGAUUGAAAGAACUGAAACAUGAAGUGGGUGUGUGGAAAGACGAAUUCUGGAACAAAUUCACCAAGGAGCCCCUCUUUCUCGUGCGACCAGGCGAGGUGGACACGGUGUUCCAGCUGAACAGCGAGGCGGCGCUGGAGCGCUGGAUCGUCACGGCCGACCGCGACAACAGCGACGGCCAGAGCCAGGGCGAACUGGUGCUCGGCCGACACGGCAAGGCCGUGCUGCGCGGCACGCUCGACACGACCCCGCCGAAGGACGGCAGCAAGCAGCGCGCCGGCUACUGCAACAUGCGCUGUCUGCGACCGCAGAAGUCUUUCAAGCGGGACGGCUUCUUCGACUGGUCGGCGUACACGCACGUGGUACUGCGCGUGCGUGGUGACGGGCGCUCCUACAUGCUGAACCUGGCCUCCAUGGGCUACUUCGACCUCAUGUGGAACGACAUGUACUCGUUCCCGCUGUACACGCGCGGCGGGCCGUACUGGCAGGUGUCUCGGAUCCCGUUCUCCAAGUUUUUCCUGUCGAGCAAGGGACGAAUCCAGGACAAGCAGUGCCCACUGAUGCAGGACCGGAUCACCAGCAUCGGCAUCACGGCCGCCGGCGUGAGCGGCCCUUUCCAGCUGGAGAUCGACUACAUCGGGCUCGAGAUGGACCCCAAGCACGACGAGGAGUUUGCCUACGAGAUGUACAAGACGCCGUCCUUCAUCGCCGGCGUGUAGCCGCCUGGCCGCCGGACGACCGGCGUCGCUGUAUUGCGAGGCGCGUCCGCGCCGGCGGCCGUCGCCGUGCUGGUCAAACCGGCGCCAGUGCGGUCGGCGGCGGCGUCGGCUGGCGGUGCGGCCCGUCUGCCAUCUCAGGGGAGCGCUGCGGCUCGGCCGGGCCCGCCGCGGGCGCGCAGCCUCGAUCGCUCGACCGGUAUUGGAACUGGUGCGGGCGUGUGUGCCGCGUGCUUGACCUCAUUGUGAUAGGAGACCUGGGCCGACUGCGCCCCGCUCCCUGCCGAGACUAGCCGUUGUUGUGGAUGUGGCGUGUUGUGCUCGUGCCGAGCUGAUGUUGGCUCUGCGCCGACUGCGCCCCGCUCCCUGCCGAGACUAGCCGUUGUUGUGGAUGUGCCGUGUUGCGCUCGUGCCAAGCUGACCUGGGCUCUGGUUUUCGGGCGAGGCGUGACGCCGCGGGUCUGGCCGCUGCGCGCGCCGAACAUGUCAACAGCACGUCACCCAACUGCAGCCGCCGUAGCAACGAAUAGAUGCGAGUGAUUCA